AUGAACCUUUUGCGCCCUAACGACGCCACUACCCUCUUGCCGUUGAAAAUUUGCGACGACACUAGCGCCCGGGCUUUCGAACAAGAUCUCGGUAGUAUCGCUUCGAGAAACGUUGUGAACCGCCGCAUGACCAUGACGCCCUGGAUUCGAGUAUAA
Messenger RNA from Coprinopsis cinerea okayama7#130, 156 nucleotides. RefSeq lists its product as hypothetical. The coding region runs from base 1 to 156 and encodes 51 amino acids. The record is from RefSeq and is a predicted model, not a curated record. The transcript is spliced from 2 exons. Lineage: Eukaryota; Fungi; Basidiomycota; Agaricomycetes; Agaricales; Psathyrellaceae.